AUGUCUGCCAAGGACUCUCUGGGCAUCACUUCCCUCGAUCUCGAUCUAGUCACUGAAGAGAUUGACGAGGAAGCUGCCGAAGAAGCUCUCAAGCAAAUCCUGAAUACCCCUUCCGAGCAUUCAUUCGCGAUUGAAGAGAUUCCAGAACUCAACGAUCCUCGCUGGGAUAGCGUGAACGAGAACAAGAACGAAGAUGACGACCUCACACAGCGUGCUUUUGAACAAGCCUUUGAUGAAGCCAAAGAUCCCGUCAAACAUGCGGAAAACAUACAAGAAAUUUUAAGUUUCAUGGGAGAACAAACCAAGGACUCAAAUUUUCCAUGGGAAACGGUAUUCUUUGAUCUACAUGAGCUGGAUGAUUCGACCAAAAGUGAACUACACGCAUUUUCCCGAAGCUGUAAAAUCGAAGGCGACGCCUACCCACAGUUUGAGGACUACGAUGAGCCUAGGUGCAGGAACAGAAAUGCCUGGCGCAGAGAAGACGGUGAGAUUGAUAAGAAGUGGCAGCUCCUUGUCAACGACUUGUGUGAGCUUUCAAAUGGAAUGAUCAUCGAUAAAACUCUCACUAAGCCGAGCGGAAGGUGGGAUGCACCCGUGGCUAUUGUUUGGAACUAUCCAACGUGGACGACUACGAACGUCUGUUGGUCCCAAGUUUUAGAUUGCUGCAAUCCUUGUCUUAGGAUGCAGUACGCAAAGCUAGGGCCGAGCCCCUACAUUCGGACCCAAAACAGAAUUCCGAUCCGAGAACAAUGGUCGAACCUUGGAGUUAACUGGGCCCGGUAUCCAAACUGGGAGGAGAUUGAGGCUAAAUGUCUCCAAUUUUGUCGAUGGCUGAACACCCGAUCCAAGAUCAUCAUUUUACUUGGUAAAGAAAAUGCUCUCACUCCACGGGAUCGCCUUGUUGAGAUGGGAGAUUCACUUGAGUCUGUCCGGGUGAAGAUAUGUUGCAACAAGCAAUUCAAGUUGUAUGGCGAAGAGCCCCAUUUCGAGAUAAUUCGCCAUCGUCAAACGAAAGAGAUAAAACAUCUUGUCUUCAUAGGACUACACACUCAGACAUUUUUUCACGAUAUCCCCCUUGAAUUCCGUGCAUACCAAGAUAUUUCCUGGAACAGCGUUUGCGGGCUGGUCGGUAUUCCAGUACCAAGGCCGAUUUACUUCCUUCGACAUGCCUAUUGGUUCAAUAAAAGACCAGAUCUUCGUAUGAGAUGGAGCCAGCUCUGCCGAGCCAGGAUACUACGACAUGCGGAGAUAAAUCAAGAAAAUCUCUUUCCAGAACACGCAGUCAGAGCGGCAUUCAGUGCAACACUUGCUCUCAAUCCGACCUUUGAGCUAGCCCCAGACAAAAAUGGUAGCUAUGUGGGAGCCAUAAUCCGCAUGUUCAUUGCCAAGGCAUGGGCUAAGCAGUCAACAGAGGAGUGGAGAAGGACCCCGGAAGCUGCUAAGAUGUUUGGCACAUCGAUCUCAAACCUAUUAGAUACAGUUUCUAUCAGCAAACGUCAAGCUACAGUCCGGACAGAGAAGUGGAAGACCUCAGAUGCGGCUAAGCGCCAAUUGGAUGGUUUACUCAGAGGGGCGCGGAGUCCCAAGAAGUUCGGAGCAUGGACUGCCAGACUUGAUGCCUUCUUUCAAACUAAACAGGUCAGAGAGCGGGUCGCAGCUGACCCGCAAACACUGACUACUAUCGGUCUUCAUUCACAGCAGAGGUUAAAGGAUCUACGCUCAGACCCAAAGGCGAGGAUGAUUUCGUAUUUCAAGUCCCACGUGAUCUGGUAUAGCAAAACUUACCCAAAGGGGCUUCGAUUCAGGGGCGAUGGUGGGACUCAACGCGACACUUUUCCAUACGACACAGUUGACCACCCAGCUGUCAUACUCCAUGGGAGCUGGAGCAAAACAAAGAGGAAGGAUUUUGAGGCUUAA
Messenger RNA from Penicillium expansum, 1917 nucleotides. RefSeq lists its product as uncharacterized. The transcript is spliced from 2 exons. NCBI's taxonomy places the organism in Eukaryota, Fungi, Ascomycota, Eurotiomycetes, Eurotiales, Aspergillaceae. The record is from RefSeq and is a predicted model, not a curated record. The coding region runs from base 1 to 1917 and encodes 638 amino acids.